Molecule: messenger RNA, 2034 nt
Organism: Schistocerca gregaria
Lineage: Eukaryota; Metazoa; Arthropoda; Insecta; Orthoptera; Acrididae
Exons: 11
Coding region: 72-1919 (615 amino acids)
Source: RefSeq, a predicted model, not a curated record
GACAAUAUAAAUAGUGAGCAGUAUUAGGACAGAUCACAUAGCUGGAAGCAAAGCAGCGAGACGUGCUCGAGAUGAAGACGAUCUUCAUCCUCUUCGCUGUCCUCGGGAUAACAGCAGCAAAGGCUGUUCCUGCCCCCGGUAUUAGCGUACACACACGCGACCUCCAGGAUGACCUCAAUGACUUCCUCGCCCUCAUCCCCGUCGACGAAAUUGUCAACAUUGUGCUCGACCACUUGGCCAACGACCCUGAGGUGCAAGCUGCUGUUCAGUACAUACUCUCUGAUGACUUCAAGAGCAUUGUCCUGGCCAUCGACGCUCUCCCAGAAUACAUUGAUUUCCUCAACUACCUGCAAGAGUCCGGCCUCGAUGUCUACAAAUACGUGAACGCUCUACACGACUUCCUGGGACUGCCCCAGCUUACCCCUCCGUCCAAGCUGAGACGCACCAGGAGCAUCCGUUCCAUGGUCGACGAGAUUCUCGCCAUCUUGCCACUGGACGAACUCCGGGCUCUGUUCGACGAGAAGCUGGAAACCAGCCCCGACUUCAAGGAGCUGUACGACAGGAUCAGGUCUCCCGAAUUCCAGUCGAUCGUGGAAACUCUGAACUCGCUGCCAGAGUACCAGGAGCUGCUCCAGAAAUUGAGGGACGCUGGCAUCGACGUCGACGCAUUCAUUGACCUGAUUCGCGGUCUUUUCGGCCUGCCAACAAGCUCCAGCAACAAGGUUCGACUCCAUGUAUCUGCCAAGAAGGCCAACCGCGACCUCCAGGAUGACCUCAACGACUUCCUCGCCCUCAUCCCCGUCGACGAAAUUGUCGCUAUCGUGCUCGACCACUUGGCCAACGACCCUGAGGUGCAGGCUGCUGUUCAGUACAUACUCUCUGAUGACUUCAAGAGCAUUGUCCUGGCCAUCGACGCUCUCCCAGAAUACAUUGAUUUCCUCAACUACCUGCAAGAGUCCGGCCUCGAUGUCUACAAAUACGUGAACGCUCUACACGACUUCCUGGGACUGCCCCAGCUUACCCCUCCGUCCAAGCUGAGACGCACCAGGAGCAUCCGUUCCAUGGUCGACGAGAUUCUCGCCAUCUUGCCACUGGACGAACUCCGGGCUCUGUUCGACGAGAAGCUGGAAACCAGCCCCGACUUCAAGGAGCUGUACGACAGGAUCAGGUCUCCCGAAUUCCAGUCGAUCGUGGAAACUCUGAACUCGCUGCCAGAGUACCAGGAGCUGCUCCAGAAAUUGAGGGACGCUGGCAUCGACGUCGACGCAUUCAUUGACCUGAUUCGCGGUCUUUUCGGCCUGCCAACAAGCUCCAGCAACAAGGUUCGACUCCAUGUAUCUGCCAAGAAGGCCAACCGCGACCUCCAGGAUGACCUCAACGACUUCCUCGCCCUCAUCCCCGUCGACGAAAUUGUCGCUAUCGUGCUCGACCACUUGGCCAACGACCCUGAGGUGCAGGCUGCUGUUCAGUACAUACUCUCUGAUGACUUCAAGAGCAUUGUCCUGGCCAUCGACGCUCUCCCAGAAUACAUUGAUUUCCUCAACUACCUGCAAGAGUCCGGCCUCGAUGUCUACAAAUACGUGAACGCUCUACACGACUUCCUGGGACUGCCCCAGCUUACCCCUCCGUCCAAGCUGAGACGCACCAGGAGCAUCCGUUCCAUGGUCGACGAGAUUCUCGCCAUCUUGCCACUGGACGAACUCCGGGCUCUGUUCGACGAGAAGCUGGAAACCAGCCCCGACUUCAAGGAGCUGUACGACAGGAUCAGGUCUCCCGAAUUCCAGUCGAUCGUGGAAACUCUGAACUCGCUGCCAGAGUACCAGGAGCUGCUCCAGAAACUGAGGGACGCUGGCAUCGACGUCGACGCAUUCAUUGACCUGAUUCGCGGUCUGUUCGGCUUGCCUACGAGGAAAUUGUAAACAGUGACUGUCAACUGUUAAAUACAAUGUGUCAUUGCCCAUGGUGUCCAUUACGGGAAGACUGAAGUGUUGUUUUCUAACUAUGAGCACGUGAAUAAAUUAUUUUCCAGCAUAA